Drosophila yakuba is the source of this 5380-nucleotide messenger RNA. RefSeq names its product homeotic protein spalt-major (gene salr). Gene Ontology annotation, molecular function: RNA polymerase II cis-regulatory region sequence-specific DNA binding; DNA-binding transcription factor activity, RNA polymerase II-specific. The transcript has 7 exons. Gene Ontology annotation, cellular component: nucleus. The record is from RefSeq and is a predicted model, not a curated record. Bases 961 to 4803 code for a protein of 1280 amino acids. Gene Ontology annotation, biological process: regulation of transcription by RNA polymerase II. NCBI's taxonomy places the organism in Eukaryota, Metazoa, Arthropoda, Insecta, Diptera, Drosophilidae.
AUUUGCUCUCUUCGACCGCGCGGGGGCGCCACUCGCCACAGAAGCAGCAGCACCACCACCACCACCACCAGCAGCAACAGCAGCAGCAGUCGCCAAAAAGGACAUUUGCUUGCUCCACCACACUACUGGGGUUCGGCUUUCGAGUUUGUCGCUUCUCGGUUUCUGUUUCUGUUUCGGUUUCGGACUCGUUUCGCUUCCAGCCCCGAGAUUCCGAUUCGAUUCCCGAUUCCGAUUUCGAUUCAUCAGUCUAUAGUUUCAGUCGGCGAGCCAAAAAGCAGCCUGCCAGUCGAGAGCGCCUUUCCCAGAACUCGCUGCCUGAGUUCCAUCCUGAGCCUGAGAGUCCAGGAAGCCCGCAAAGAUUUGCCGGUCGUUGCCACUUAAAGUCUAACGGUGUCGCAGUGCGUUUUUAUUACCGCCGCCCCCGCAACAUAAAUACACACAUUCAUACACAUUCGUAUGUAUGUAUUCGCGCACACGGACACGCAGUGGUGUGCGUGCGGGGGGCGGGGGCAUGCGUGCGAGUGUGGUUGUGUGUGUGUGUGGGCUGAGCGGUCGCGCGUGUUUAAUUAAUCAUAAAAUCUACGUCGGAAACCGCGCAACUUAAAAGUAACUCGCCAGAAACCCAAAAAACAACAACAACAGCCAAGCCAAAAAAUUGAAAACAAACAAAUAAUAAUACAAAAGAAAGAGAAGGAGCGUGUGCGGGAGGGGGAUGGCGAGAGGGGGGCUAGUGUGCAAUAAACUCGAUUUCGGAAUAAACUCAAUCCUGUGCGAAAACUAACGCUCUGCUUUGCCGUCGGUAUCUGUGAGAUAAUUUACGCCAGCCAAAAGAUGGUAACUAAAGGAUAGCCAAAAUCAGGAGGAAAAACAGCAAGAAGCGCCGAGAAUCAAGGUGCAGUCCAUGAUCAGACUUCAGCGGCAAUUGGGAUCAGGAGGUGAGCGCUUCCGAUCGAGAGGAUAAUGUGUUCAAUAUUUCGCAACCGCAUCAAUUACCGUGGAACUGGUGGCACCAGGAGCGGCAGCGGGGAGCGGGAGAGGGACCGGGAUCGGGACAGGGAUCGAGAUCGAGAUCGCGAUCGGGACAGGGAUAGAGACACCCUGCUGGCCAAGGAACUGGACGCGGAUAGCAAUAACAAUGGUACCGAGCCGCAAAUGGACACGGAAGCGGUGCCGGAAUCCGAUACGGAAAGAGAAAUGGCCGAGGAGCGCGGCGAGGAUCAGGAGCCGGAGAAUAGCAAUGAGGCACUGGAUCUCUCGCUGAUCUCGUCCGGCGGUCGGGAAUCACUGCCGGGCAGUGGUCACGUGUCGCUGGAGGCUCUACAACAUACCAAAGUGGCGGUGGCCCAGUUUGCGGCCACUGCGAUGGCGGGUAACCACCAGUCCGCCGAUCUGGCCAUGGUGCAGUCCACCAUCUUUAAUGUGCAGCGGCAGCAUCUGAUGCAGCUACAGCUCAUCCAACACCUGCAGAGUCAAUUGAAAAGGGCCGAGGCAGCCGCCUUGGGCAGGCCAUCUCACAGCGAUGAGGAGGAGGAGGAGCAGGAGCCAGAGCCAGAGCCCGAGCCCAAAAAGCAGCCCACCAAUGGACUGAAGGAGGAGGUGGAGCUGGAGCAGGGUCCGGAGUCAGAGCAGGAUCAGGAUCGGGAGCAGGAGCUGCGGCGGGAGGAGAAUAUAAAGACUGACAAGAGGGGAACUGAGGAGAGAAAGGCAGAGUCAGAGGGUUACCAAUCCAUGAUGUGCGACAUAAGCUCGAGCCUGGCAUCGAGCAUCAUCACCAACCACGAUCCCCCGCCGGCUCCCAACGAGCCCAACUGCCUAGAGAUGUUGCAACGGAGAACGGAGGAGGUCCUCGACUCCGCAUCCCAGAGCUUACACGCUGCUCAGAUGCAAGAGGAGUACUCGGAGUAUGCCUCCAAGGAGGCACAAAGUCGCGGUGAGAUCUUCAAGCAUCGCUGCAAGUACUGCGGCAAGAUCUUUGGCAGCUACUCGGCCCUGCAGAUACAUCUGAGAUCACACACUGGUGAACGUCCAUUCGUUUGCAAUGUUUGCGGAAGUAAAUUCACCACGAAAGGCAAUCUGAAGGUGCACUACCAGCGGCAUACGCAGAUCUUUCCGCCAAUGCUGCUGCCACCAGGAGUGGCGCCCAACGUGGGGCAUUCGGGUCAGGGGCAAGUCCAGGGCGAGCAGUAUCCCAUUCGCCUGCCUUUUGCGCCACCAGUGACACCUGGGGGUCAAGAGUCGGUUCAGAAUCAAGUGGAGGAGCCGGAGGAGAUCAGGCAGGAGAUUCCACUGGCGCAGGCAGAAGAUCUCAGCAAGCCAAUGGCGAAGGAGAAGGCCCACUCACCCGUGGAGCGUGUCAAGACACCCAAAGAAGUGAAGACAGAUGCACCAGUGCCGUCAUCAGAGAAGCCUGAAAAGGAGCUCUCCAAGCCGGUGGUGACCUCGUCACGGCGAAAUGGAUCUGUGCGGAAGCGACAGACAAGUGCGGUAAGUCCGCCGCAAGAGGAUAGGGAACGCGAUCUUGUCGAGCACCUGCACAUAGCCAAGCUGGUGAGACGCUCCUCCGCCAGCAGAGAAUCACAGCCGGCGGAGUACUCUCUGGCGCAAAUGGAGCGCAUCAUCGACAAGUCGUGGGAGGAUCUGAUUGAGAUCGACAAGACGUCGGAGACCUCGAAGCUGCAGCAGUUGGUGGACAACAUCGAGAACAAGCUGACUGAUCCCAACCAGUGCAUCUUCUGCCAGAAGGUCAUGUCCUGUCGCAGCUCCCUGCAAAUGCAUAUUCGCACCCACACCGGCGAGCGUCCGUUCCGUUGCAAGAUCUGCGGCAGGGCUUUCGCCACAAAGGGCAAUCUGAAGGCCCACAUGAGCAUACACAAGAUCAAGCCGCCGAUGAGGAGUCAGUUCAAGUGUCCGGUGUGCCACCAGAAGUUCUCCAACGGCAUCAUCCUGCAGCAGCACAUUCGCAUCCACACCAUGGACGAUGGCAGCGGCGGGCAGGGAGCUCCUGCCACCAAUCCCGGCGAGGCAGAACGUUUGGGCAUCGAAGAUCAAAACUCGAACAAGUCGCUGGGCACUUCGGAUACUUUGGACUUCUCCACCACCAUAUCGGAUCACUCGGGUCAGAGAUCCGAGUCCUCACAGGGCGGAGACUUUGAUGAGUUUAUGACCAUGGACAGCACCGAUGAUUCCAGGGAUAACUCCAGUGCAGCCACGGCCACGCCUCAUCCCCUGGAAAGGGAGCGGGAUAGGGAGAAGGAGCGGGAACGGGAGCGGGAUCGGGAAAGAAGAAUUCCCAACGAUGGCUCCGAUGAGAGAUCCCACUCAAAUCCAGAUCUAACUGGCGGGCGCAGCGAGAGUGGGGAAAUGCCCGCCAUGGAUCUCUCUUCACCCUCCUCGAGCUCGGGUCGCAUCUUCGCCACUGGACUGGCCAACGGAGCUGCUGGCGGAGGAUCUGGAAAUGGGGGUCUGCCCAUGCUCGGAAUGCCCAUGCCUCCCAAUCUUCUGCUCAUGGCAGCUGCUCGCGAGGAAAUGCACGCACUAGGUCACGCGCACGCCAAAUUUCCCCUGCUGCCCUUUGGUCCACUUGGAUUUAUGGGUCUGCACCCGCCCCCCAAUGUGUGCAAUCUCUGCUUCAAGAUGCUGCCCAGCUUGGCCGCCUUGGAGAGCCAUUUGCAGAGCGAACAUGCCAAAGAACCCGCGACGGGCCACGCCCACCGCCCACAGUGCAGCGAUGCUGGAGGAUCGCCGUAUGGAGCAAAGCUCACUCUCAAUCCAAAUCUGUUCGCAAAGAAGCCGCCUUCGUCGUCGUCCUCGUCGUCGGGUGACAAGUUGCCGGAGGCAUCCAAUCCGCCCUUUCCCGCUGAAAAUCCCCCAGCAACGCCCAUCAAAGAAGAUCCCGACCAGGAGCAGUUGCUGGUGGAGGAGGGUGCUUCGGCUGGAGAAGGAUCUGGCGCCGCAGCGGCCUCCAAUUAUCACCAGGAGACCGGUGAUGCGGAGCAGUCCCUGAUGAAGAUGCAGCUGCAUGCCCAUCGUUUUCCGGCCAGUCCCCUCGACUUUCAGCAGGCUCUGAUGUCCGCAGGACCUCCGACCUCCAGCUUGGAUCCUCCGGUAAACAACAAGCACUUUUGCCACGUCUGCCGGAGGAACUUCAGUUCCAGUUCCGCUCUCCAGAUCCACAUGCGCACCCACACCGGUGAUAAGCCCUUCCAGUGCAAUGUGUGCCAGAAGGCCUUCACCACCAAGGGCAAUCUCAAGGUCCAUAUGGGCACUCACAUGUGGACGAAUCCGACUUCGCGGCGUGGUCGUCGAAUGUCCUUGGAGCUACCCAUGCGACCUGGUCCGAACUCGGGCCAAGCUCAUCCUGGAUCCAGUGCAGAGCAGGAGUUCAUGCAGAGACGGCCGGAGCUCUUUUUUCCCUACCUGCCGCCCUUCUUCAACGGAUUGCCCCCAAAGCCUGGGGAACUCAGUCCCGGCGCCUUUCCCAAUAUUCCCCCGCCUCCCUUCGCCAACGGCGGAAAGUAUCCCUAUCCGCCCGGACUCCUCGGCUUCCCAGGCUUCCUGGCCCAGCAUCCCUACGGCCUGGAGCGGAGGAGCAGCAGCAAGUCACCCACGCCGGAGCCGGCUCAGAGCCCUGCCCUGCGGGAGGAGGAGGGGUCCGGCAAUAUCUGGCAUCCACUGAGCCGCAUCAAGGUGGAGAGCAAUCAAAGCGAGUCCAUGGGCGGCUUCAACGAGCAGGAGGAUCAGGCUGAGGCGGAGGCCACUGGCGGGGACAACGAGGAAUCAGAGUCCAGAGAUGCGGAGAAGUAACGUGGAGGAGCAGGAGAAGGAGGAACAGGAAGAGCAGCAGGAGCAGGAGGAGCAGGAAGAGCAGGAGGAGCAGGAGGAGGAGGAGGAGCUGAUGAGAUCUUAGUCUUGGAACACACAUGGUUUUUGUGGAGUACAUAUCUUGAGCAUUACCCUACGCUAAGCUUCAACUAGCACUGACACAAACUCAAACACCACCCACACACUUAUACGAAUAUAUCCUUUGUGUCUAUACAUAUAUAUACAUAUAUAUAUAUAUACAUAGUACGGUUAAUUGAUAGCGAUCUUCAAGGCAUUUAAAUGCAUUAAGUUUAGCCGGUAAGUUGUAAAAAUAGCGGAUCGAGGAACGAACUUGGCUGGAGAAAUCUCUUCAACCGGAUCAGGCAGGCUGCGAGGUCGGAACUUAACUAAUUUUAUGGCUAUACCUAGAUAUAUUUAAAUACAUAUACCGAUAAAUACACGUACACGUAAUGUAAACUGUGGUAGUUGCAUAUAAAAAAUUGAAAUCGAAACCCCGAAAAAAAAACACCGCGACAAAAAUGAUCAAAAAUAAAGCCGGCAUGCGAAAUUGCAAAGAAAA